Dicentrarchus labrax (European seabass) is the source of this 3578-nucleotide messenger RNA. Its product is annotated as protocadherin alpha-3-like. The transcript is spliced from 2 exons. Gene Ontology annotation, molecular function: calcium ion binding. Gene Ontology annotation, cellular component: plasma membrane. The record is from RefSeq and is a predicted model, not a curated record. NCBI's taxonomy places the organism in Eukaryota, Metazoa, Chordata, Actinopteri, Moronidae. Gene Ontology annotation, biological process: homophilic cell-cell adhesion. The coding region runs from base 193 to 2568 and encodes 791 amino acids.
UUUUCACUUCCAUAUUAGCACAACCUGUUCUGUGCUUACAGUUGCCUUCGUGAAUACCCUGUCAUGGUAGCCAGUUUUUCUUGCUAUGUAAGAAAGGAUUGCUUUAAAGGUUGAAUAUUUAGUGCUGGAUUCUGUUUUUGAAGACGUAUCUAUAGCACAUGUAAUGGAUUACUGAGGAUUUCGUGUUUAACCAUGGAACAAAGAACAUACGAGUCUCGAAGGGAGCGAGGAUAUUUGGUCGGCUUUGUGGUUGCUGUGCUGUUGUGGAGCGUGGCCUCGGCGCAAAUACGAUAUUCAAUCUCAGAGGAAGUUAAUGAAGGAACUGUGGUUGGAAAUAUAGCAAAAGAUCUGGGAUUAGAUAAAAACACACUGAAAGAAAGAAGGUAUCGAAUUGUUUCUACUAAUGCGGAUCCCCUUUUCCACGUAAAUCAGAACGAUGGCAUCCUGUAUGUGAACCGGAAGAUUGAUAGAGAAGAGGUGUGUGCGCAGAGCAGUACGUGUUUAAUUAAUCUGAAAACUGUCCUGGAAAACCCGCUGGAAGUACAUUAUGUUGAAGUUGAGGUGCUGGAUAUAAAUGACCAUUCUCCCAGUUUUCCAGAAGAAGAGAAAGCGUUGGAGAUUUUCGAGUCUGUGUUGCCCGGAGCACGAUUUCAGCUAAAAGCCUCACGGGAUCCAGACAGUGGUCAUUUCUCCGUGCAGCAAUAUAAACUUAGCCAAAACGAUCACUUCCGUUUGGAAGUUAAGGAUAAAGGAGAGGAUGGAAAAAUACCAGUACUGAUUGUUCAAAAAUCUUUAGACAGGGAAACUGCAGGAAGUCACUCAUUAGUGCUGACUGCGCUGGAUGGAGGUAAACCUCCGAAAUCUGGUAAUAUGAAUAUUGUAGUAAAUGUGUUGGAUAUUAAUGAUAACGCGCCUGUUUUCACAAAAGAUGUUUAUUCUGUGAUGCUCACUGAGAAUACUGCAAUAAGUACAACAAUCAUACAAGUCAAUGCAACUGAUUUAGAUGACGGCCCGAACGGAGAUGUAGUUUACUCAUUUAGCAACAGUAUGAAUCAAAAUAUAUUAAACCUGUUUGAUAUUAAUCCAUUAACAGGUGACAUCACGGUUAAGGGUAUAAUAGACUAUGAGGAGAAGGAAAAAUAUGAAAUUGAAAUAGAAGCAUCAGAUAAAGGUUUCGUUCCUCUAACAACAGAAAAAAGCGUCAUUAUCAAGAUAGUUGACGUUAAUGAUAAUGCCCCUGAGAUUGAGGUUACCUCAUUUUCAAGUUCAAUCCCUGAAGAUUCCAGACCUGGAACUACAGUUGCCCUAAUCAGUGUAAAUGACUUGGACUCUGGACUCAAUGGAAAAGUUAUUUGUGCUGUAAAUGAGGAUGUUCCAUUUGCUUUAUCGCCAUCUUUAAAAGACAAAAUGUAUUCAUUAGUAACCAAAUCCCCUCUGGACAGAGAGAAACAGUCACAAUAUGAACUAACAAUUACUGCAAAAGAUGCUGGUCAACCACCAUUAUCAUCUGAAAAGACAAUUAGCGUUGUGGUGUCAGAUGUGAAUGACAACAGUCCAGAGUUUUUAUUGAGUCCAUAUACUUUCUAUGUUACCGAGGGUAACAAUCCAGGAUCUUCUCUUUUUUCUGUAAACGCUUUUGAUCGUGAUGAAAACGACAAUGCUCUUAUAUCCUAUCAUAUUCUCAGAGAUGGAAGCCAAGAAAAUAAAUUGGCUUCAUUUCUAAAUAUAAACUCUGAAAAUGGAGAUAUUUUGGCGCUAAAAAGUUUUGACUUUGAAACUCUGAAAACGUUCCAGUUCCAUGUUGUUGCCACAGAUUCUGGAACUCCGUCACUAAGCAGCAACGUCACAGUGAACGUGUUCAUUCUGGAUCAGAACGACAACGCUCCAGUCAUCCUGUAUCCAGUCAGCUCCAACGGUUCUGCUGAAGGUGUGGAGGAGAUUCCCCGCAAUGUGAACGCAGGACACUUGGUGACUAAAGUCAGAGCCUAUGACGCUGAUAUAGGAUAUAACGGCUGGUUACUGUUUUCACUGCAGGAAGUUACUGACCACAGUCUCUUUGCUUUGGACCGCUAUACAGGACAGAUCAGAACACUUCGCUCAUUCACAGAGACAGACGAGGCCGAGCAUAAACUGGUCAUACUGGUGAAAGACAAUGGGAACGUUUCACUCUCAGCAACAGCUACUGUGAUUGUCAAACUUGUGGAGCCCAAAGAGGCUUUUGCAGCUUCUGAUGUUAAAAGUUCAACAAAGGAUGAGGAGGGGAAUGAUGUGACUUUUUAUCUGAUGAUAACUUUGGGCUCAGUUUCAGUACUUUUUCUCGUCAGUAUCAUCGUGCUGAUUACAAUGCAGUGCUCUAAAUCUACAGACUAUACUUCUAAAUAUCUACAAGAGCCGAAUUAUGACGGGACACUGUGUCACAGCAUCCAGUAUAGAUCUGGAGACAAACGGUACAUGUUAGUUGGACCCAGGAUGAGUAUAGGAUCUACUAUAGUGCCGGGCAGCCAUGCGAAUACAUUAGUGCUCCCUGACAGGAGGAGGACAUCUGAAGAGAGAUCCGAACAGAUGUAGGUCUGCACUGCUCUUGUUUGGCAUCAGUGCUCAUACAGCCUCAACAUCUGCUGCUGUACUUAGGUCAUCACUGCAUGCCUGGAGGAUUGAACUGACUGAGGGGUCAGGGCAAGGAUGCAUGCAAGACAGCCAGCUAUUAUGUGGAAAACUAGUGGAUACACAGUUGGUUGAAAAUCAACUUUGAGUUCAGCCUGUUGAUAACCUAAAGAAAUGUCCAGUUUCCUGAGACCAUUCCUAAGAUGUAUAUGAUAUCUGAUUGAAAGAAUGCAUGAAUGGGUGAAAUCAAAAGUCAGCUGUUUAAACUUUGGAUGCUGCCUUGGUAAGAGGAUUGCCUUCUUACAGCAGUAUCCCUGCACUCCUCACUAUGGGGUAGAUGGGAUAUAUGCCCAUACACUUGUCUGAUUAAUACCCUAUGUUGUAUUUACUUCUGGCCAUGCAUGGAUGGGAUCAGCUGUUGGUUGUUAGAGGGAUCCAGUCUCUAGCUGCAGGGUUCCUCCUCCCCCUGUGGCUAUUUGACCCCGCAUUGCUUAGUGACAAAGUGCAGCGUGACAGUUACAUGCUAUUUUCUGUGAGUUUUGUGUAGCUAUGAGACUGACAGGAAUAAAAAUCACUCUGCUCAGUUUUAAGGCUUUGAGUUGAACUAAAUUGUCUGAAUACUAAUACAUAAACUACUUUGUAUAUCUGUUGAAUUAUGUUUCAUUAUUUAGUAGGCAAGCCUGAUAGUCAAACUGUAAAUUAGUGUUUGUUUUUAUUUUUCCUUAUAAGUUAAAUGUUAAAGAUGCAAGUUUUCACCUGGCUUCAGCUAUUUUACUACAAAAGAGCUUUUCUGUUAAAAGGUAAACAUACUCAGUAUGCACUGUAUGUAUUUACAGAAAAAUAAUUAAUUGUCUGUGUAUCAGGGCUGCAUAUGGAGUCACUGUGCUGUUAUCAAGUGUGUGUGAUAGCAUGACUUUGAAAUAAUUGUAGAUACUGAAAAAAAGACACAGAUUAAAGCUACAGCCUGAAAGGUC